Molecule: messenger RNA, 823 nt
Organism: Mytilus trossulus (common blue mussel)
Lineage: Eukaryota; Metazoa; Mollusca; Bivalvia; Mytilida; Mytilidae
Exons: 2
Coding region: 128-667 (179 amino acids)
Source: RefSeq, a predicted model, not a curated record
GUAUAUACUCUGACAAUUAACACAUACUAUAAACAUAUGGGUGCUGUGUUAUAUAUCUAUCGGCUUGUCAGCGUGACAGUCAGUCAAUGUCGGGGAUUGUAAAUACAAGGAUGUCCAGGCAUCUUGGAUGUCAUAUUCCAGUUUGAGUUUCAACAUGAAGAUCGAUACUGCAACACAGAGUGAUUUUGAUUUAACGUUCCAUUAUUUAGACCUCAUGUGCACACCUGACAAUACAUUGAAAGACCAGUUUUUCUCAUUAUUCAGUGAAAAGCCAUUACAGCCGAGUUCCAAGGAUUUAGAUUGUUAUCUCAAGACACUUCAAGAUGGCGCAACAACAUGUCAAUCACCGAUGUCUAUAAAUGCCGAAAAGAACAUCUCAUUAACUAUACCCGAUAACUUUAUCAAAUCAUCGGCUAAAAAACCAGACUACCCACAGCUUGAUAUCAACCGCCUUGACGAAUUCCUUCUGAAAGAAUUAGAAGUUAUUUCAACAGAACUUUCAGUAAUAAAUUCAACAAAAAGGGGACAGAAGGUUAAGAAGAGACUUUUCGUCUGUAGCAAUGACGGUGAAUCAAACACAAAAAGGAGAAGAACAGAAAGCUUUACAGAGACAGAUGCUGACAUCAAAUGCAUAUGGAAUUGGUCCGACUCUGCUGGUCGCAGUUGAGAAUUAAAUAUAAUGUGCGUGUUUGAUACAUGAAGCCGUUGUUUGCCUUUUUAGUGAGGUCCGAUUUGAGUAGCAACAUUUGUAAUCAUGGUUAUUGACUUACAUGAUAAAAGUAACUGUUAUAUGUUUGAUAAUUUGUGUACAAAUAUAUAAAGA